Diceros bicornis minor is the source of this 3893-nucleotide messenger RNA. RefSeq names its product zinc finger protein 232 (gene ZNF232). Gene Ontology annotation, molecular function: DNA-binding transcription factor activity, RNA polymerase II-specific; RNA polymerase II cis-regulatory region sequence-specific DNA binding. Lineage: Eukaryota; Metazoa; Chordata; Mammalia; Perissodactyla; Rhinocerotidae. The record is from RefSeq and is a predicted model, not a curated record. Gene Ontology annotation, biological process: regulation of transcription by RNA polymerase II.
GAGGCCUCUAGACGGUGGAGGCGGCGGCCGCGGCUGCGCAGGCGCACACCUCCCGGCACGGCCGCGCGGGAGGGACCGGAUGGGCCCUCGGGAUCCCGCGAGGGUACCCCUGAAAGACUCCAGCUGGUAUGGGCCUUCUGCAGAGCUAGUCCAGGCUAGAAUGGCUGUAUCACUAACAGCAGCAAAACUUCUGGCCCUUCAGGGUACACAGGAUCAAGAGAAGAUUGUGAUGAUGGAGCCGAAGGAAGAGGAACAGGCUCGGGAGUAUGAGACCAGGCUACGUGGGCACCACUCUCCCAGUCAAGAGAUCUUCCACCAACGCUUCAGGCAGCUCUGCUACCAGGAGACUCCUGGUCCCCAGGAGGCCCUGAGCCAACUCCGGGUGCUCUGCUGUGAGUGGCUGAGGCCCGAAAGGCACACCAAGGAGCAGAUCCUGGAGUUACUGGUGCUGGAACAAUUCCUGACCAUCCUGCCUGAGGAGCUCCAGUCCUGGGUGCAGGGACAUCACCCUAAGAGUGGAGAGGGGGCUGUGACUAUGUCGGAGGAUUUAGAGAAAGGACUUGAUGAACUGAGACUGCAGGUAUAUUUACGUUUUCCAUCAGUUGUUGCAGAAGAUGACCCGGAGCCCGAGGACAAAGGAUCAUCGCCACAACCGCCCAUUGCUGACGUGGAAUCACAGGUGGUCUCAGAAAAACUCGCCACCGGUGCCUCUACAUUUGAAGCUACCUCUGCAGUUGAGGGUACUUUAGAGCAGCAGCAGAGAAAUCCCAAAGUGGAGAGACUGAGGCGGUCCCCUGCCCAGGGGAAAAGUUCGAGGCAGAUGGUUGUCACCCAUAAGAAAACUCCAACAGAGAAGAAAGACCAUGAAUGUGGUAAAGCCCUCAUUUAUAACUCACAUCUUAUAACCCACCAGAGAAUUCAUUCUGGAGAGAAAUCCUAUAAGUGUAGCGACUGUGGGAAAACUUUUAAUCGGAGCUCAAACCUCAUUCAGCAUCAGAGAAUUCACACAGGGUAGAAGCCCUAUGAAUGUCAUGAAUGUGGGAAGUCCUUCAGGUGGAGUGCUCAUCUUGUUCAGCAUCAGAGGAUUCAUUCAGGAGAGAAGCCCUAUAAUUGUAAUGAGUGUGGGAAGGCCCUCAGUCAAAGCUCAUAUCUAAGUCAGCAUCUGAGAAUUCACAGUGGAGAGAAACCUUUUAUAUGUAAAGAAUGUGGGAAAGCCUACAGGUGGAGUUCAGAGCUUAUUAGACAUCAGAGAGUUCAUGCCAGAAAAGAGCCUUCCCAGUGUUCGGAAGGUAGGAAGUCCCCAGACAGAAUUGUACUUUUGUCUAAUCAAUUUUAGGACUAGAUUCCAUAAAAGUUAUAAGCACCUUAAGGUUUUUCCUGUGUCUUUCUUGAUUUAGGAGAAACUGUUUACCUCUUCCUACCUGCAGAUCAUCACUUCAUGUCUGCUGAUUAAGAUGGCUGUAUCAGGAUGCCUUCUCCUGCGAGUAAUAGCCAAAAUGCCUGCUUCAUUAGGGUUCUGGGCCUGGCACAGAGCCGCUGCUCAGGCAGUGAUAGUUUUUAUAUCAGUAUUAUUGUGAAUGGGUCUUUGGUGCUGGCCCUUUCUCUCACCCACACUGGUCUGCCUCUCUGGACAGGGUCACAUCUUCAAGUGUCCAGGCAUAAAAUAAUCCACACUAGUCAUUUGAACAGCGAAAGUUUAAUAUAAAGAAGUAUUAACUACUAAAAGAGGAUUAUCUGCUAAAGGAGGUAGAGACAUCUUAAAGAAUAUAGGAAUAGCUUCAUGGGGAACAGCUACUGCUUCUAGGGCUGAGAGAGACCCAAGGAAGAAGCAAACAGAAGAGGGGCCCCCGGCCAAGACUGAAAUUCAGCCCUGACUGGACAGGGUGUGCUGUUCCAGUGGUGUGCUAGAGCUGGCCUGUACAGGCUUGCAAGGGCCAGUUUUGCAUGUCUCUUCCCAACCCUGCAUUGAAAUUGGUCAUGGUGUGAGUAUUCACAGCAUGGGAGUCAGUGAAUACUACAAAUAAGGGCUUUUUUUUCUUUUUGAACUAGUUGUUAAAUAUUUACCAGUACCAGACUGGCUACAGCCCACUGGAUGGUGAAGUUCCCCGAGGGGCCACAGGCCAAAGCAGAAAACUUCUGGUUGAGGUGCCAGCGAACUCAGCAGAGGAUGUGGUGGUGCUGCACUGGAGAAACAAGGAAAAACUACCAGAACCAGAAGGAAAAGGCCCUUCCUCUUUGCUUUGUCCCUCUAGUGCCCUUUACUGGCAGAGCCUAACACUGUGCCAGCUGGCAAAGGGAAGAUGUUUACAGGUCCAGCUCCAGUAUCAUCAAGUGGGGCAGAGGAUGGCAGGUUUGGAGUUAGGAGGCAAUCAAUUGCUGACUGGCCCAUGUUACAAGCGCAUUGCCACCUCAGGACCUCUGUCCUUGUUCUCCAUCUCCCUGCCUCCGUGCUUUCCCCCCAGAUGGUUACAUAAGUCACCCCUUGCUUUCUCUAGAUCUCUACUUCAAUGUCACCUCUUUAGAGGAGCCUUCCCUGACUCUUACAAGCUUUAUUUCUCUCUCACAUAAAUGUCCAGAGGUAAAUAGCUGGUCAGCAAACUACAGCCCACAGGCCAAACCCAAAUCCAGCUCAUGGCCUGUUUUUUAUAGACCACAGCUAAGAAUGGUCUGUACAUUUUUUAAUUGUUAUAAAAAGCAGAAAAAAAAAAGUGACAGAGACUGUAUGUGGCCUGCAAACCCUAAAAUGGUUACUAUCUGGCCCUUUACAGAAAACGUUUGUGAAGCCCUGGUAAGGGGCCGCUCAGUUUACUUUCACCUGAUGCUUCAGGAGCCCAUGUACUUUCCAUCUUUCUCCUCCAUCCCCUGGGCUAGGAUGCUUUUGUCCACAUGGUGGAAGCAGGAUCAUUCCCAUACCCAUAUUCCAGGUCACAGGAAGCAAAGUAAUGAGCGCAACGACAAACAGUUUCUUUUCAGUAGGUGUCCUGGAAGGUGCCCCGUCCUUUGGUGAAAACUCGAUUACACCCCCACAUCUGUCUUCCAGGGAGGCUGGGAAACACCUCCAGCAGGAUGGCCAAUGCCCAAUGAAAUUGUAUUGCUAUGGAGAAGGAGAGAACAGAUUUGGGAAGACAGAGAGCAGUGCUCCACCCCAUGGGACAUCUCCCCACUUCUGCCACCUGGUGCUGCCAAUUGACCGGGGAAGGAGAGUCCUGGUCCUGGAAAGAGGGCAGAGCAGGAUCUGGGAAACGCGCUGAGGACAAGAGCUCAAGGGUGUGGGUUAGAGCUCUGGCCUUGGUGGUGGUCACUCCGGAAAUAGCCAUCAUUCUGGCUGCAGGGCCCUGUAUUUGGCACUCUGAGAAGAGCUGAAACCAGAAAAAUAUUUUGUAGGCAAAAUGUUGACCUGAAACCAUCUGUUUUGACUUUGUUAGUACAAAAGAAUCUAUUCCAACAACAGAGGUUCUGUGUGCUUGGUUUACAGGAACUGGUUCAUUAUCCUUGAGGGGGUCCUGGGAGUUGAAGGUGCCAUACUUGUGUAAUCAUAAUCUGGUCCUGUUCUGUGUGUACGAGUGCGUUGCUCACAUGUGCAUUCUGGAAUUCACUGAUAGCAGGAGGCCCCCCAGCUGUGCAGCUGAAUAAACAAAUGAACUUGUACCCGCUAACAAGAGUGUGGUCUUUGGUCAACAGCAGGAGAAAGAGGAAGAAACAGACUGUACCUGGUGUCAGGGAGCUGCUGGACAACCUAGGGAUGCCAUAUAAACACCUUGAUGGAGAUUCCACAGCAGAUUCACUGUACUGGACACUGGCGACCUGGGCUGGAGGAAGUGGGUACCCAGGUACCUUAAGGGCAGAGACCACUGGGGUUGGUAAGAAAUACAGACAAAAGAUUGUCCUCUACC